AUGUCAAGAACCCCCAGAAGCUACCUGAAGCUUAUCAAUGUGUGCUUCAAGACAAGAUCAAACAUACUUUGUGCAUCCAGAAGUAACUUUUCACCAAAAUAUAGAUUUGAGAGAUGCCAAAAAGUGAAAGGAAUAUGUAAAACAUUUUGUGAUGAUGUUGAGUAUGAUUAUGGAUACUGCAUUAAAUGGAGAAACCAGUGCUGCAUAUAA
Molecule: messenger RNA, 210 nt
Organism: Lepus europaeus (European hare)
Lineage: Eukaryota; Metazoa; Chordata; Mammalia; Lagomorpha; Leporidae
Product: beta-defensin 110-like
Exons: 2
Coding region: 1-210 (69 amino acids)
Biological process (GO): innate immune response
Cellular component (GO): extracellular region
Source: RefSeq, a predicted model, not a curated record